CUUACACAAAUGUACGCCAAUACUACCUAUGACUACAAAUCUUGAUGAGUGGAGAUGAUGAGUCUUUUGUCACGUGUGGCUGUAUAUCGUCUCGCAGGUCCUACAUCUGGCCGAACGUAUGUUGUCCUGCUUCAAGAGGUUAUUGUUGUAGCCAGACGUGUCGAGGGAAGUGAGUCUCGUGGGACGAGUUUUAUGUGUGCAUAUGAACGUAUGCAUAUCACUCGAGAUUAGACCGCGAGUGUACAAGCCGCCGUCGACGCAUUGUCUUUCAAGAAGGAUGACCUAAACCAGAAGCUCCAUUGCAUUUGCAAGUGGUGGGUGCGAACAAUGAACGAAUAUGGGAAGGAACGAUCGGCGCGCUCGGGAAUGCCAAGAUAAGCUCCAGCUGGCGACCGCCCGGCAUUACCGAUAAGACCAAAAAUUAUCUGACCGGUUUCUUGAGCGGACAAUUGAAUCAAGCAUAUUCAUACUUGCCGCAAACAUGUUCGCUGUUAAAGGAUGGUCAGUCGACUCGAAAGCGCUCAAGACACAACAAGCCGCGCAACCUGCGAAGAAGUCUGAGGAUGGCGCACCCGGAAACUCUGGCCAAAACAAGAAGAGAAAGAGAGGCGGCAAGGACAGAACUCCCCGAGAUGUCAACGACUCGAAUGUAGGUGACCUCUGGGCCACUACGAUCGAGGGCAAGAAAGCGCCCAAGAAGCCAAAAAUCGAGAAGAAGGAGAAGACUGAGGCCGUCGAGGAAGCUGCAGCAGCUGGCGCAGAGGCCGAGACGGCCGCAGUCGACGGGGAGAAGAAGGAGAAGGCUGUGUCCGAGCAGAAAGAGAAGACAUCGGACAGCAACAAGGCAAAGAACAAGAAGCGCCAGAAGCAGAGAGCGGAGAAGGAGAAGGAAGCUGCUUCAGCAGAGGCCGGCAAGGCGCUGGCCAACACUCCCGCCGCUCCUCCUUCGCUGCCAGUCAAUGCCAAACUCACUCCCAUGCAAGCCGCCAUGCGCCAGAAGCUCAUCUCUGCCCGUUUCCGCCACUUGAACGAGACUCUCUACACCGCUCCCUCUGCCACCUCGCUCGCUCUCUUCGCCGACAAUCCCGAGAUGUUCGACGACUACCACUCAGGCUUCCGCCAACAAGUCACCACAUGGCCCGAGAAUCCUGUCGACAUCUUCAUCCGCAGUAUUCGCGACCGCGCAAAGGUCAAGCUUUACAACCAGAACAAAGCCUUCCGCGACGUGAAGAGAGGAAAGGCGCCAAAGGUGGUGGAAGAGGAGGAGCCGGCUGGCCCGGCAAACCCUCUACCACGCACACACGGAACCUGCACCGUUGCAGAUUUGGGCUGUGGAGACGCAAGAUUGGCUGCUACUUUCCACGAAGACGGCAGUGGUUCCCGCUACAACCUGAAGAUCAACUCAUACGAUUUGCAAUCUCCCAGCAAGUUUGUCACAUUGGCGGAUAUCGCAAACUUGCCUUGCGCGGAUGGCAGCCACGACGUAGCCAUCUUCUGUUUGGCGCUGAUGGGCACUAACUGGAUCGACUUUAUCGAAGAGGCAUACAGAAUUCUGCACUGGAAAGGCGAACUCUGGAUCUCUGAGAUCAAGUCAAGAUUUGGAAGAGUGGGAGGUGACAAGGGCAAGGGUGGUCAGAGAGUCGUCGAACACAGCGUGGGCAAUCGUCGCAAGGCUGCUGCAAAAGCAAAGGCUGCAGAUGCUACUCGUGCCAAACUCACAGCCGAGGAGGAAGAGGCUGCUCUUCGCGAGCACGUCGACGAGGUUGUGCUGAAGAACGAAGAGACCGAUGUUUCAGGCUUCGUUGAGGUUUUGCGACGAAGAGGUUUCGUGCUCAAGGAUGAGAACUCUGUUGAUUUGAGCAACAAGAUGUUUGUCAAGAUGGAGUUCAUCAAGGCCGCUGCACCUGUGGUUGGCAAGAAUGUGCAAGAGGCUGGCGAGGAGAGAAAGGGCGAGCAUGGUACUUGGAAGCCCAAGUUUAAGAAGUUUGUCGAGGAAGAGACCAAGGAGGUCAGUGUUGAAGACGAGACUAAGGUUCUCAAGCCUUGCUUGUACAAGAUCAGGUAGAGAGUGGAUAGCGACGACAGAUUUUUUAUGAUUAUGUUG
Messenger RNA from Aureobasidium subglaciale EXF-2481, 2104 nucleotides. RefSeq lists its product as uncharacterized. The record is from RefSeq and is a predicted model, not a curated record. The transcript has a single exon. Lineage: Eukaryota; Fungi; Ascomycota; Dothideomycetes; Dothideales; Saccotheciaceae. Bases 482 to 2065 code for a protein of 527 amino acids. Gene Ontology annotation, molecular function: rRNA (adenine) methyltransferase activity. Gene Ontology annotation, cellular component: nucleolus. Gene Ontology annotation, biological process: ribosomal large subunit biogenesis; rRNA methylation.